AUGAAAUACGGUGACUAUAUGACGAUAUUAUGUUUUCUGUGGGUAAUACAACAGUCAGGUGCGUUACUCGACUGUUGCUAUGUCACAAGUACAGAAACAGAGAAUAGUGUCACGUGUUCAGGAUGUCAUCUUCGGUAUGUACCUAAAGAUCUGCCUAUUAAUACAACUAUGUUAAGUCUGCAAAACAACUUCUUGACAAGUCUACACCAGGACUCCUUUCCAAUUUUGCCUUUCCUGCAUACAUUGAAUCUACAGUCAAACCGACUGGUAGGAAUUUCAUCUGGUGCUUUCGACAACGUAUGGAAUAUUGAAAACCUUGAUCUUUCAGACAACAAAAUUAAUCAUUUCUCAAUUUCUCCGAAAAGUAUUGAAUCUCUGCAUAAACUGAAAUCAUUAGAUAUUAAGAGCAAUUACUUUCAUAUAAAGAAAAUGUAUCCCGAGGACCUUUUAUCGACCAUUUCACACCUUGAAAUUCUUUCUAUGGAUAUUUUUGAUGGGUUUGCCUUCGGAGAUGGCUUUUUAAACCUACGUUGUCUACAAAAGCUAUCGCUGUCAUUUAUUGGGAUAGAAAGUGUGUCCUUAUUAAAUGCGUCAUUUCAAGGCUUAAAUCAAUCAAACAUAACAGAAUUGUCUAUAAGAGCAUAUAUCAGGAAGAUUGAGAAAAACGCCCUAUCGCCUUUUAGAGGACUUUCAACAUUAAAAUUACACGAAAGCAAUUACACCAUGACAAUACAGGAUGCCCUUCAGGGACUCUACGGGUUGCGACACACAGUCAUGAAUUCCCUGACAAUGGUUGGAUUCCGACGGAUGUUUACUAAAGGUGUGAGUCUUGAGAAAACAGAUACACUUUACCUUCGAUCUAUAUGUGUGAAAAGACUAUAUCUUACCCAUAAUGCUAUACUAACUAUCAGCACCGAGGCUGUAACAACAUGGAGUAGUAAGACAUGCAUUGAGGUGUUAGAUCUUUCAUAUAAUCGGGUCUAUUAUCCACACAUUCUACCUCUUAUGGUGCUUUUCUCGUCGUUAACUCAUGUACACUUUGAAUAUACACAGAUUGUCUCUGUUGGGAAACGCAGCAUUUCAACUGGAUUGAAAAAGAUCAUUUUUCUACCAAAGAACUUGAUUUACUUUAACAUGACGCACAGUGGAAUUUCAGGAUCUUUAAUCAAUUUAACGAUUGCAGAUAACAAUCUCAAAGUGUUGGAUAUAAGUUAUUCAAAUGGACACCCUUCUUGUUCUUAUUCAAUAAUCAAAGGCCUUGUAAAUUUGAAAGAUUUGAACAUGUCCGGUAUCGAUUGUUCAAAUCCGAACCCUAAAAUGUUUUCUGAAUUUCCGAAGAUAUCACGACUCACAGCAAGUCAGUGUAAUCUAGGUAUGUUCCUUGCUACACCGGCGACUUCAUUAUUCAAGGGACUGUAUAAUCUUUCUGUCAUCGAUGUUUCGUCAAACAAUAUCGUUAGCAUAAACGUCGACCUUUUCGCAGAUCAAGUGGAAUCUCUUAAGUCGUUAAGUCUUGCUGGAAAUCACAUGGACCACAUUCCUUUACAAAUGCUGGAAAAUGUUACUGCGAUAGAGAGAAUAGAUCUGAGUAACAAUUUCAUUACGACACUAAGCGAUACAGAAUAUUUUUUCCUAGAAAAAUUGAAAUCAAAAUCAGAAGACUUCACUAUUUUGUUGUUGGGGAAUCCUCUUGUGUGUAGCUGUGACAAUUUGAACUUCAUUUCGUGGAUAGAAUCAACAAAGGUUAUAUACAAAAAGGAAGAACUUACAUGUUUUACUACAGGAGGCAGCCAAAUGAAGAUUGGAAAAUUCUUAAAAUCUUUUGACCAAUUCCAGGAUAGUUGUGUAUCUAAAUUGUGGUUAAUAAUCACCUUGACCCUUAUAAUGGUUUUCUUCUUAUUCGGUAUACUUACCCGAGAGGUAUGGAAGCGGAGUGUGCGCUUACGAGUAUUUUGUCGUCAACCACUAGAACAUAUAACAUACGCAAAUGAUAUUUUCAUAUCUUACUGUGACGAAGAUUCCAGUUGGGUUGCAAAAACAUUCAUCCCGUGGUUAGAAGAGAAUGAAAUCGAAUAUUGUUGCGAAGAUAAGAAUUUUGCACCUGGUCGAGACAAAGCUGAUAACAUUAUGGACGCCAUAGAUAAUUCACGGCAAACUGUAUUUGUCGUUAGUUUUACUUUUUUGGAACGUGAAUGGUCAACAUUUACGCUGAAAUUGACCAGUGUUUAUUCAUUUCGCGACGGAAGGGAGAAUAUGAACAUAAUUAUUCUGUUAAGUGAUAUAGAAAGAAGCGAAUUUCCAAAACUUGUACGGAAAAAAUGGGAUAUGAUUCGUCCGUUACGUUGGCCAAUAACAGGUAACACAAUAAAUGUGGAAAAAGAUAUCGCUGCUAAGAAACUGUUUUGGGAAAAAAUGCUGAAACGUAUUCGUCGUGGGAAAUACCAUUUUGGAUUAGUAUCAAAGGCGGAGUCUAACUUUUGA
Messenger RNA from Ylistrum balloti, 2481 nucleotides. Its product is annotated as toll-like receptor 2 type-2. The record is from RefSeq and is a predicted model, not a curated record. The coding region runs from base 1 to 2481 and encodes 826 amino acids. Gene Ontology annotation, cellular component: membrane. Lineage: Eukaryota; Metazoa; Mollusca; Bivalvia; Pectinida; Pectinidae. The transcript has 2 exons. Gene Ontology annotation, molecular function: transmembrane signaling receptor activity; protein binding. Gene Ontology annotation, biological process: toll-like receptor signaling pathway; immune response.